GCUAUGAGCCGUUAGCUGUCAGGAGCCUAGCAGCGGGUGGCCGGAUCAGACGUUCGUGCUGGGACUCAAGCUGUCUGAGCCCCGCGCAGCAACCACCCCAACAAGCAAGCGCCCCGAGGCCCGGACUGCCUGCCAGGUCACAGAGUCGAGCGGAGACCUGUGGGGCAGUUGGCCGCAUAGGCAAGAUGGGGAACCGGGAGAUGGAGGAGCUGAUCCCGCUGGUGAACCGUCUACAGGAUGCUUUCUCGGCGCUGGGACAGAGCUGUCUGCUGGAGCUGCCGCAGAUCGCCGUGGUGGGCGGCCAGAGCGCCGGCAAGAGCUCGGUGCUCGAGAACUUCGUGGGCAGGGACUUUCUUCCUCGAGGCUCAGGCAUUGUAACCAGACGACCCCUUGUACUCCAGCUUGUCACAUCUAAAGCAGAAUAUGCAGAAUUUCUACAUUGCAAAGGAAAAAAAUUUACAGAUUUUGAUGAAGUUCGCCAUGAGAUUGAAGCAGAAACAGACCGAGUGACAGGAAUGAAUAAGGGUAUCUCUUCUAUACCCAUUAACCUCCGAGUCUAUUCUCCACAUGUGUUAAAUCUAACGCUAAUCGACUUACCUGGGAUAACGAAAGUGCCCGUAGGAGACCAGCCCCCAGAUAUUGAGUAUCAGAUCAGAGAUAUGAUCAUGCAGUUCAUCACGAGGGAGAACUGUCUGAUCUUGGCUGUCACUCCAGCCAACACCGAUCUUGCAAACUCGGAUGCACUGAAGCUAGCUAAAGAAGUUGAUCCUCAAGGUCUGAGAACCAUUGGUGUUAUAACAAAGCUGGAUCUCAUGGAUGAAGGAACGGAUGCCAGGGAUGUUCUGGAGAACAAGCUGCUGCCUCUUCGCAGGGGCUACGUGGGGGUGGUCAACAGAAGCCAGAAGGACAUAGAUGGAAAGAAGGACAUUAAGGCGGCCAUGUUGGCAGAAAGGAAAUUUUUUCUUUCUCACCCUGCUUAUAGACAUAUUGCGGAUCGUAUGGGGACACCCCACCUCCAGAAGGUCCUGAAUCAGCAACUUACCAACCACAUUCGAGAUACCCUACCCAACUUCAGGAACAAACUACAGGGACAGUUGCUCUCCAUAGAACAUGAAGUAGAAGCCUACAAAAACUUCAAACCGGAAGACCCCACGAGGAAGACGAAAGCUCUGCUGCAGAUGGUCCAGCAGUUUGCUGUGGACUUUGAGAAGAGAAUCGAAGGGUCGGGGGAUCAAGUAGACACGUUAGAGCUCUCUGGUGGUGCUAAGAUCAACCGCAUUUUCCACGAGCGUUUUCCCUUUGAGAUAGUGAAGAUGGAGUUCAAUGAGAAAGAAUUGAGAAGAGAAAUAAGCUACGCAAUCAAAAACAUACACGGCAUCAGGACAGGGUUGUUUACUCCCGACAUGGCAUUUGAGGCAAUAGUAAAAAAGCAGAUAGUAAAGCUGAAAGGGCCUUCCUUGAAGAGCGUGGACCUGGUAAUGCAGGAAUUGAUCAACACUGUGAAGAAGUGUACCAAGAAACUGGCAAACUUCCCCAGACUUUGUGAGGAAACAGAAAGGAUUGUUGCUAACCACAUCCGUGAGCGAGAAGGCAAGACCAAGGACCAGGUCCUGCUAUUGAUUGACAUCCAAGUCUCUUACAUUAAUACCAACCAUGAAGACUUUAUUGGCUUUGCAAAUGCUCAGCAGAGGAGCAGUCAGGUUCACAAGAAAAGCACAAUUGGAAAUCAGGGAACCAAUCUUCCGCCUUCAAGGCAAAUUGUGAUUCGUAAGGGCUGGCUGACCGUCAGCAACAUUGGCAUCAUGAAAGGAGGCUCGAAGGGCUACUGGUUCGUCCUCACUGCGGAAAGCUUGUGCUGGUAUAAAGAUGAUGAGGAGAAAGAAAAGAAAUACAUGCUUCCACUGGACAACCUGAAAGUCCGGGAUGUGGAGAAGGGUUUCAUGUCCAGCAAGCACGUCUUUGCGCUCUUUAACACUGAACAAAGGAAUGUAUACAAAGACUAUCGCUUCCUGGAGCUGGCCUGCGACUCCCAGGAGGAUGUGGACAGCUGGAAGGCAUCUUUGCUGCGAGCUGGGGUCUAUCCAGAUAAAUCUUUAGGAAGCAACAAAAAUGAAAAUGAUGAAAAUGGCCAAGCAGAAAACUUUUCCAUGGACCCACAGCUGGAGAGGCAAGUGGAGACUAUACGCAACCUAGUAGACUCCUACAUGUCAAUAAUCAACAAAUGCAUCAGAGACUUAAUUCCAAAAACAAUAAUGCAUCUUAUGAUCAAUAAUGUUAAAGACUUCAUCAACUCUGAGCUCCUAGCACAACUAUAUUCUUCUGAGGACCAAAACACUCUGAUGGAAGAGUCUGCUGAGCAGGCUCAACGCCGGGAUGAGAUGCUCCGAAUGUACCAGGCCCUGAAAGAAGCCCUUGUGAUUAUUGGUGACAUCAACACAGCCACUGUGUCAACCCCAGCCCCACCUCCAGUAGAUGACUCCUGGCUCCAGCAUUCCCGAAGGUCACCUCCUCCAAGCCCUACCACCCAAAGGCGGCCAACUCUAAGUGCUCCCCUCACCAGGCCAACAUCUGGCCGUGGACCAGCCCCUGCCAUUCCAUCUCCAGGUCCCCACUCUGGGGCUCCCCCAGUUCCUUUCCGCCCUGGCCCAUUACCUCCUUUUCCCAACAGCAGCGACUCCUUCGGAACCCCCCCACAAGUUCCGUCCAGGCCCACGAGGGCACCGCCCAGUGUUCCAAGCCGGAGGCCACCCCCAUCGCCAACUCGCCCCACUAUAAUCCGUCCACUAGAAUCCUCACUGUUAGACUAAAUGAAGUGUCUGGCAUGGCAAUUAAUCACUAAUGAUUUAUGCAAAAGCAACAUAUUCUGUAACCUUUGCAGUCAACCAUGAGUAGUCGCAUGUAUGAACAACCAUAGGCAAGUAGCCAGUUUUACUAAUGUAUUCAUCACCCAUCUUCAUUGCUCAUGGUAUGCCAGACCUUUGGGGUUUGACUGGAAAGAGCUGCUAACCUAUAGAGAGACUUAAUAUGUUGUACUGACCAAGGUAAUUUUGUAUAGCAGUCCUAUACUUUGGUACCAUUUAUUUAUCCAACAUAUAUUUGAAGAGUUUUUUAAGGUGUCUAUAAAGCAACUUAUAAGAGUUCUUAGCAGACAUAAGAGUGAGCUUAGAGCCACUCAAGCUUCUCCCCACAUUCUGUUUAGGACAGCAGAAAUUCUGUUGUCUGAUAUCAAUGCCACCACCUACUCCACAAUGACUUAUUUAGAUGUCAUUCCCUUCUUUAUUUCAUAAGACUGCUAGGAAGUCAGGUUUUAAAAUUAGGAUAAGUUAAAAUGGAAGCCUUUCAGGCACAUGAGGCAGUUAGCAAAGGGUUUGAUCUGGGGAGUGUCUCACAGUGCCAGCGUGCUUUGCUUCAUUCUAGAAGCACAAGCAAAAACGGAGUAAGGCCUGAUUGUUUUUAUUUUUCAUUUUUUGGUAAUAACAAAAAAUCAAUCAGUAGAUUGGGCUGCUUUCAGAGUUCAAGGAAGAAGCAAAACUAUCACCAUUCUAAAAGUGUUUUGGGAAAUAUAAUCUAUUAUCUUACAUAUUUACCCCUUUGUAGGCUCUGUGAAGGAAGGCUGACAUUGAAAAUGUAUAAUUUUACAGUUGAUUUUUUUGCAUGGGUAACUAACUCCAUUUAGUUAUUAUGAUUAUUAUUUUGGCUGGAGCAAAGUUAAAUGUAUGUUAAUACAUGAUUCCAAUGGUUUACAUAUAAAUUAUUAUGCAAGAAUCUCUUUAAAACAACUUUAAUGUCUCUAUCCAUCCCAGACUCUUAAAUCUUGCAGUGUAAUGCAUUGAAAGUGCAGUCCCUGGUAUGGAAACUCAGAGUACCAUGGUUUAAUAGCACAGCUCACAUGUUUACAGAUGCCUUGCUCCAGCUUGCUCCCAAAAAUACUUUUGCAAUAUUGAACUUCAAAACAACUUUUCAAUUUCUAGGAUUUCUAAAAUUUACAAGAGCAGUCUAGCCUAGAGGUUAAUAGUUCAACCUUAAGGCUAAGUUUUGAACUACCUACAACCAGAUGAUUAACAUGUAGGAAACGAAUGGGAAUUCUGUCUGAUAACUGCUCCCAGACAGCAGAGUGAGCAUUCACUGAUCCAUGGAGUCCCAUGACAUUAUUCCAUAUUCACAAAAGUAGAUCAGAUUUUACUAACUGCAGUGUCUGACUUUGAAGGCAGCAAACAUGAUUUGCAUGUGAACUUCACUUUAAUUUCCUGUGCAGUUUCUACCCAAAGCAGGCAGCCCUAAAGUAUGACAUAAAAAUUUAGCCAUUAUUUUAAAAAAUCCAAGUUAAAUGGCACUGCAUUGAACUUAUUCUAAUGGGCUAUAUUCCACUUAUAAUUGACAAAAAUUAGAGAAUAUAAUAUAUACAAAGGGAGUGUUUUCAAUCUUUAAGUGACAGAGUAUCACCACUCUUAGCUUCUCUCAUUUUUCCCAUUGGAAAAAAAAUUGUGAAUGAAACUCACACACAAGAUGCACAUUGUCAUUGAAAACGGUGUCCCAAAUAAAUGGAAAAACAUCAAGCAAAGCUUCAUAAUCAAACAAGUAAUGGAUGGUGGGGUCUUCACACGAAACUCCCUCCUCUUAGGGUUUCCUUUGCUUCUUCCUUUGAGUUCUCUAAAAUAGGCAGCUAACGAAUUAGAUGCUUCAGGGUUUGGCUUUGUACUUACUGUGGUUUUGCAUCUUGCUGUAUUUCAAAAAUUUCCUUCUGUUAGAGGAAAAUAUUGCAGAAAACCACUGGUGUGUUCUCAGAUCAGCACAAACCAAUGUCAAGGAAAAUUGGGGAUUUGUCUCUCCAAGUUUCUUCCCACUGAUCUUAGACUGUCAUAAACAAUGGCAUUUGUUGUCUUUUGCUUUUGUUUCUUGAUCCACAAAUGCCCUCUCCCAAGCAUCUCCAUUUGUCUGGACAGUUUUGUUCUCUUUGCUACUGUGUUAUAUCUGAUGGCACCCAGAAACCCCCACCCCACCCCCAGAAUUUCAGCAAUGGCAUUCCAGGGUAUGCUGCAGUUUUAGGGGUUUGCAUCCUACUCACAGGAGAUGCCAACGUGAGUGGAGCCUGACGUUGUAGAAUGUGCAGAGUUUGUGGAGUGGCAUGCAUAUCAUCAGGCCUUAAGACGGGAAUGUAAGCUAGAAGGGCCUUCCAUUUCCCAUUCCAUUUCUAAUCUCUUGUGUAACCUCCAGAUUGACAAUUCAGAUGCUGUCAGCACAAUAUAUGUAGCUCUACCUUGUCUAGCAUAACACUAAAACUAAUAAUGAACCCAGUGUUUUUAGGAUUUGAAAAAAAUAACUGUACUUGUUUGAUAAGUAAAUCCAGUUUUACUGUCACGUGCUAAAUUUUGCAUGCAUGUUGGCUAACUGGAAUAACCAUUUACUCAGUUAUGGAUGGAAUGUGAAACAGUAUUGAUUUAGAACAAAUAUAUUCCCAAAACUCUUCUACUAAGAAAACCUUCUUGAAUAUUGCUUUUAGAUGUGUUUUAUAGCAUAGAAGAGCAGUAGGGUCCAUUUAUUGGCAAUUUCACUGUUUGUGCAGAUACAUACUCAUUCUAUCCAAAAGCAUAAGAAAACAAUUCCUGUGAUAUAAGUAUUCUGAAUUUAGAAUUAAGUAGCCACAUAGAUUAAUUUGUGAUUUUUAGACUGUAGCCAUAACUCUAAAAUAUGAAAUGGGACCUGAUACCAGUAUGUGACAAGUGUUGAUGUUUUCUGUGUACCCAUUUUCUCUGCAUGUCUCUAGGAAUACACUAUAUACAUAGUAAACAUGUGUUUUGUGUCCUUUUUGAGUAAGUAGGUUCAAAAGCACUUGCUAAAAUACCAUUAAGCAUGAAUGUGAUAAACAUGUACAUUAUAUAUAUAUGUAUAUGUAUGAGUAUAAAUAUCAGUGUAAACCUGUGCUCAGUAUGUAAAAAUAUGAAUAUAUUUUUAACUGUGCUAAUGCGUGAUACAUGUUGGGAAGAUCUGCCAUAACCUGUGAUUACCGUAGUUCAUUUAUCAUAACAUACAUGAGAUACACAAGAUUUUCUAACUCAUACUGUAUAUAUCCUGAGGGGUACAAUGCUUAUGAUAACCAGGAUGAGGUAGAGUGAUGAUAACCAGGACAAGGUAAUGUCAAUAGUCAUCAGUACUGAAACCCACAGCACUGCUACUCAAAGGCAUUACCCCUUGGUGAUACUCUGAUAAAAAGUAUAAGAUUUGGGAACUUUUCUCUAAGGUCCCUAGUUAGAAUUGUGUUAUCUGAAGAUUGUUGAGUUGACUUUUAAGAAGUUAAGUUGAUCUGUAUGGUAGUCUGAUCUCUAUAGUAAAAGUUAAAAGAAUACAGAGAGUCAGCAACAUAAUGAAAGGAAUGGAUAUUCCUGAGCAGAGCUACUAUAAAACAUACAGGGGACAGGUUAUUUAAUUCCUUGGAGGUAUGUUAUCUACUCUUUCAGGUAAACCUUUUGCAUUUGACAGACUGUAUAAUUAAAUCGAUGGGAAUCUCUGUAGGAAGGAGAAUACAACCUAAACAGAUCUCCAAUCUGUCUUAAUUCAGUGAGAGAUGAUUGUGUCUAAGACUCCAGCCAUGAGUUUUAUGCAGUUUCACCUAGGACUACUAGCUGUGAACUCAAAGUUCCUGUGAAUGAAGCCAACUUUAGAGAAAUAAUGGAUAGUUCAUCAGAUCAUUUAGUCUUUUUUAAAGAACUCAAUCUGUCUUCUAGAUAAUAGGCCGCCUAUCUAGCUGAUAUGUUUAAAUUAUGUGGUGCUCUGUAUGUGAUAUUUUAGCAAUAUUUUUGAAGUAUAUAUAGUAUAUGCAUUGUUAGUUGUGUAUAUAUAAAUACAUGUAAGAAUAUUUGUGUGUGUGAGAGCAAGAGACGGGAACCUCAGAGAACCUCCUGCUUAAGGUCUGUUAGUACUGGUAUACUGGUGAGACUUCUCUACCACUGGUCAAGGGCUUCACAUGUGGCUCCAGCUCAAGGCAUUAAUUUCCUUAUCACCUUUACUGUUGAAUUCCCUAAACUUUACUCAUAAUAUUUUCAAAGUGUACAAAAAUCACUCCUCUGCUGCCAAUCUGUGGAAAUCACUUCUCAGAAACCCCACCACUAUGACCUUGUGUCUGAUUCCACAUGCACUCCUUUGUUUCAUGGGCUUCUGUAUGUCCUCUUCUCUCCCUGUUCAGAGCCAAACUUCUCAUUUACUUUUUUAUGAAUGAUGACUACAUAGAAGUCAAAUCCUGUCUUCUCUGUUUAUUCCUUAAUUAACAUGAGCCAAAAUACUUUCCACUGUCUUUUUUGGCACUUUUGAGAUUUCUUAAUGCUGGAUUAAUAUGGAUUCUGUGAAUGGGAUUUUUGAAGCAAAUUCCUAAAGUCUGUAUCAUCCUUGAAGGUCAUGUACCUAUUGUGAAAAUGUGAAACUGUAUUUCGAACCUGAAAUAAAUUAUUACAUUUGAAGGAA
This is a messenger RNA of Mesocricetus auratus (golden hamster), 7455 nucleotides long. It is a transcript of the gene Dnm3, whose product is annotated as dynamin 3. The transcript is spliced from 22 exons. Gene Ontology annotation, molecular function: microtubule binding; GTP binding; GTPase activity. Lineage: Eukaryota; Metazoa; Chordata; Mammalia; Rodentia; Cricetidae. Gene Ontology annotation, cellular component: microtubule; membrane; cytoplasm. The record is from RefSeq and is a predicted model, not a curated record. Bases 186 to 2807 code for a protein of 873 amino acids.